AUGCAGCUGAUCCAGCUAUUUAUCUUCAGGACCAUCAGGGUGGACUCGGUGGACUUCACUCAGUGUGCGUCUCACGGUAGCUUCAGUCGCCGCUGGCAGGAAACUGUUUACAACAUGUUUCACUUUACCACGCUGUAUGUCGUCCCCCUGCUGGUGAUGAGCUGCUGCUACAGCCGCAUCCUGCUGCACAUCCACCAGCAGCACCUGAGAGACAAAGGUGAGUCGCCCCUGCGUCGCAGUGGCACCGACAUCAUCCCAAAGGCUCGGAUGAAGACUCUGAAGAUGACGGUGGUCAUCGUGCUGUCCUUUGUCGUGUGCUGGACGCCAUACUACCUGCUGGGGAUUUGGUACUGGUUCCAGCCCGACAUGCUGCGCAUCACACCGGAGUACGUCCACCACGCCCUCUUUGUGUUUGGGAACCUGAACACCUGCUGCGACCCCAUCAUCUACGGCUUCUACACGCCGUCCUUUAGGGCCGACCUCGCCGCCUGCUGCCGCUGGGUGAGGAGUGAUGCGGACCCUUCGUCCCAAUACAUAGACCGAAUGUCCACCAGAGAGGGUCCUCACAGCAGGGAGCACGAGCCGCAGCCCUCCACCAACAACCAGACUGCAGCAGAUCAGCCAAUGAAAGCACGUGACUUUAGCAUGUGACUUAUGCUUUGUGUCAGGUGAUUUUUAUUUGCAGGCGCCUGAGCAGAGUUGUUGCCACAGAAUCAGAAUAACGCGGUCAUUUUGUCUGCAUGUUGACUUUAUCAGUUUAGAUCACAUGGUUUGUCACGCCCUCCACAGAUGAUGCUCAGAGAGAAAGCGCUGACCUCUGACCCUUGUGUCAGGCCUUUAAGAGAAGUGACUGCAGUCAAACAGCAGCAGCAUGCUGAUGCCUCUUGAUUACAAAUUAAAGUGCAUCUUUUUUUCUCAUUAAUCUCAAUCAAUCAUUAAUCUCAUCUGAAUCCACAGAGCAGCUUCUAGUGUCUGGAUGACCUCGUCAGGGACACCUCCAAAAUGGACGUGCUCCCUCUGUGAACCACAGGGUGGAGCUCUAAGACAACAGGAUGUGUCUGCAUCCAGAGGCUGUAUAGGCGUGGCAUACAACAACAUCAAAUCUCACUCAUUCAGAGCUCAGCCUUCUCAAUCUGUUAGUAUGGUGACCUCACAGCAGUCAUGUUAUUGGUUAGAUGAUGUCUGACAGCACAAACGUGGUCCAGAGAUCCAGUUCAGCCAAGCGGACAGCGAGCAGCUACAGCUGCCUGUUUCACCAUCCACUUGUUAGUCAAGGAGGUCACGCCCCUAAUGAUGCAAGCUUUAAGCCUUAAUCCAGUUCAAACAGGUGACCUGUGGGGGCAUGGAAGUCUCUGGGGACUGACUCACUGGUACAUCUGCUGGAUGUUAGAGGAACUGCAGCUUUGGAGGUUCAAAUGUGACCAUACCCAUGAUGUGACUCAUGCAUGUUUGUUUGUGUUUCAGGUUUUUAGCAAUGUUAUCAUCCUUGGCAGUGUUGGGGUAGUUACUCAAGAAAAGUAAUGGAUCACACAUUAGCUUUUACUUUUCUUAAAAGUAAUGUAGUAACUUAUUUAAUUCCUCGCCGGAGAAGUAUGUUGUCAGACUACUGGUUACAUUACUUUCUGAUUUCUCUACAAAAUGACCUCAAACCCAUUGUUACCAGUUACCUACAGGCUACAGUCCCACACACCAACGCAAAGCCCUCCUAAUGACCGCACACAUAUGGACUUUGGUUUUUAGUUUAUCACUUAUUAACUCAAAUUAAAGAUGAGCUCAUAAGUUCAGGCUCUGGAUGCUGGGCUAACGUCUGCUUUAACAACACUCUGGGUUCUUGGCUAGCUUAGCGUUAGCAUGCCACCCGUUCACAUGUUAGCAAAGUGUCUGUAACGUGGGCUGUAUUCAGUGGUCGACAGGAGGCAGCUGACACACUCAGCAGGACAAUCAAAAGCUUGCAACCAUAGUGGCAGUGGGAAUUCCACAGUGUUUGUCCUUUAAUAAACGCCAACCUUAUAAGACUGGCUGAACGGCUGCGGUCUCAUCAUACAUGAAGUGAGCAGAGUUCAUACAACCAACAUACAGUUCAUACAACAUACUUUGAGUUAGUGAGGUAACGAUAUGAGGUCCAUGUGUGAGCACGCCGCUCUACAGAGGGCAGUGGUGAAUACUUGUGACAUCACUAAACAUCAACUUACGCUGUCUCAAGGAGACACCGCACUAUUA
This is a messenger RNA of Pundamilia nyererei, 2220 nucleotides long. It is a transcript of the gene gnrhr3, whose product is annotated as gonadotropin releasing hormone receptor 3. Gene Ontology annotation, biological process: cellular response to hormone stimulus; G protein-coupled receptor signaling pathway. Gene Ontology annotation, molecular function: peptide binding; G protein-coupled receptor activity; protein-hormone receptor activity. Lineage: Eukaryota; Metazoa; Chordata; Actinopteri; Cichliformes; Cichlidae. Gene Ontology annotation, cellular component: plasma membrane. The record is from RefSeq and is a predicted model, not a curated record. The coding region runs from base 1 to 651 and encodes 216 amino acids. The transcript is spliced from 3 exons.